Messenger RNA from Sus scrofa (pig), 7243 nucleotides. It is a transcript of the gene ANLN, whose product is annotated as anillin, actin binding protein. NCBI's taxonomy places the organism in Eukaryota, Metazoa, Chordata, Mammalia, Artiodactyla, Suidae. The record is from RefSeq and is a predicted model, not a curated record. Gene Ontology annotation, biological process: actomyosin contractile ring assembly; septin ring organization; mitotic cytokinesis. Gene Ontology annotation, cellular component: actomyosin contractile ring.
UUCUGGGCCUCUCCCGCGGCAUAUGGAGGUUCCCAGGCUACGGGUCGAAUCGGAGCUGUAGCCACCGGCCUACAUCACAGCCACAGCAACUUGGGAUCCGAGCCAUGUCUGCAACCUACACCAUAGCUCACUGUAACGCUGGAUCCUUACCCACUGAGCGAGACCAGGGAUCGAACCCGCAACCUCCUGGUUCCUAGUCAGAUUCGUUAACCACUGAGCCACAACGGGAACUCCUAUUAUACAAUUUUUAAAAGGAGAAAAGUAAUUCUAGCCUAUAAACUGAAAGAUGAACUACUAGGGAGCAAGAAGGGAGAGGCCCAUUAGACGGUAGUUGCAAUAUUCUAAGCAACUGGACUUCGGUUUCUAGACAGAUUCUGGCACAAGGUGGGUGUUUAAUAAACUUCAGCCACUGUGUGGUGGCUGCUGUCAUCAUCAUUGUCAGGGUAGAUACAGGGGAACUAUGGAGAAAGAUAAACUAAUGUUUUGAGUGGUUAUAUUGAGCUACAUGCAUUAUUUACCUCUUUUAGUCUGGACAAGAAUCUAAUUUCUAGAGAAUCUAAGGCUCACAGAGGCCAAAGCUAGAAAGCACAAAGCUUCAUAAAUUUCUAAUGACUCAUUUUCCAAUGUUGUGUAAACUUCCCCCUGAACCCUUGCUCUCCUCACCACCCCCACCCACCCAUCACUUUUUGUCCAGCACUUGAAAAAAAAUUCAAGCAUCUUCCCUCUUUGUUUCAUAAGUAGCAUAUUUUGAGUUAAAUAAUUCAAUAAACCAAACACUUGGAUAGAGCCUUAUUACUAAAUACGGAAUACUUUUGGACCUCUCUCAAUUUUUCACCUGAUACUCCUAAUAACUCUGAGGAAGGCAGGGCAGUUGAUUACCUAUGUUUUACAGAUGAGUAAACUAAUAUGCAGAGAGACUAAAUCAGAGGUUCUUAACCUGGUGGCCAUGAAGGUCAUGGAAUCACGUUAAAGAGUUUAUGAUCGAGUGGGCAUUUUCCAGCUUUAAUUGUAUUUACUAAGAAGUCCAUGACUCCCCCAAAGGCUGAAAAAUAGUGGGUUAAAUAAUUUGCCUAAAGCUUAAGGUCACACGGUUCUUGGUAGAACCAAGACCCCAAGCAAUUUCUUCUUGGCCCAAACUCAGAAUUUUUUUUUUACGGCCACACCUGUAGCACAUGGAAGUUCCCAGGCAAGGGGUCCAAUCCCAGCUGCAGCUGCAGGCCUACACCACAACCACAGCAAUACCAGAUCCGAGCUGCAUCUGGGACCUACCAGAUCAUGGCAACAACGGAUCCUUAACCCAAUGAGUGAGGCCAGGGAUUGAACCCACAUUCUGGUCAGGUUCUUAACCUGAGUUAAGAAGCUGAGCCACAACAGGAACUCGAAGAAUUCUUUUCAUUCCAACCAAAAUUCAAGUUAGAGAUAUUAUUAGUGAAAUACUUUUGUAAUGCCGAUAAGAUAGAAAGGUUAUUAUUUAUUCUGAAACUUCUAACUUGGGAGAAAUACUUUGGUUCAAUUGUUGGGCAGUUACCCAGCAAUCUACACAGUGUUAUAGAUGAGCAAGUCAUAACCUGGUUGUCUUUAUAACAAGCCCUAGUAUGGCUAAAUUAGAAAUGAAUCUGAUACAGUAAAUAUAUAUAAUGUAUUUCACAAUUCUUAGUAAUCUCUAAAGAAUCAUUAGGAGACACAGCUUGAUCCACUGCUGGAAAGCAGACUGAGUUGAGAAUGGGAUUUUCAUUUCUCCUGGACCAGUUAAUUAAUGUCUCAGGGUCUCCCUUGUCUCAGUUGUAAAAGGAAGAAUUAAAGUGGGUGGCUUCUCAGCUCUAACAUCCUAUGCAGUUUGAUGGGAUAAGAAUAAGAAGGUAUGAUAGGAGUUUUGUGUAUAAACUCCUCACACACCUUAUUUUCCCAAUGAGAAAGGCCGGUUCCCAAGGUGGGUCACUGGUCAUUAGCCCCAAAAGUCCGGUGGCUCACUAGACCUGCCUCUUGUGAAAGCCGGGCCUGAGUUCCCCUUAGGGGUGAAAUCGGUGCGGGCGAGCAGAGAGAAGGCUAGUUUAGGUCAAAGGUCCAGUGGGCUUAGUCCUAGACUUAGGAAUGAAGGAAAACGGGAACGCCCAAGCACAACGGAGUGAAGGGAUCUGCUUAAACAGAGGCGGUGUGCGAUCGCAGGGGGUGGGGCUCAGGGCCGGGAGGCAGUUGAAGGGCCGGGAGCGCCGCACCCACAGCCGAGCCUCAGCCGCCUAGCCUAGGCUCUCUGGGAGAAGAGGAGCCAACGCCACCCUUGGGACCCGCCCGGCCCGGGGGAAGCCACGUGAUCCAGCGCCGGGGGCGGGUAGAGGCGUGCCCUGUCCCCCGCCCCGCCCUGCGCGCAUGCGCGCGGUUCCGGGCGCUGAAAUUCAAAUUUGAACCGCCGCUGGAGGCCGAGUCCGACACUGGAGGCUGUGGGGAAGAGGAGACUAGGUUGGGAGAGUUCCCCUGCCCCAGACUGCUUGUUUUCUCCAAGUGACACACUAGACCUGCACUCACUUCUUUUCUUUUUCUGAAUUUGAGCCGCCGUUUCCGUCGUCUCGCAAUCGACACGCGAAGCCCGGGGCGAUGGACCCGUUUACCGAGAAACUGCUUGAACGAACUCGUGCCAGGAGAGAGAAUCUUCAGAGAAAAAUGGCGGAGCGGCCCAUCCCAGCAGCAAGGUCUAUGACUCAUGCCAAGAGGGUCAGGGAGCCGCUUUCGGAAGCAAGUAACCAGCAACCCCUCUCUGGUGGUGAAGAGAAAUCUUGCACAAAGCCAUCGCCAUCAAAAAAACGCUGUUCUGACAACACUGAAGUAGAAGUUUCUAACUUGGAAAAUGAAAAACCUAUUGAGUCAGCUUCUGCAAAACCUUGUUCUCCGGGUACUGUGUCUCCUCAGGCGCAGCCACAAGCGCCCGCUCCCGCCAGUGAUUCUGUGGCUGCCCCAGCAUCACUGCUGGGCAUGAGGAGAGGGCUGAACUCAAGGCUGGAAGCAACUGCAGCCUCCUCAGUGAAAACACGAAUGCAAAAGCUGGCUGAGCAACGGCGCCACUGGGAUAGCGAUGAUGUGACAGAUGAUGUACCUGAAAGCUCACACGUUUCGGCAUUGCCAUCAGAGGAAAAGGCUGCCUCCCCUCCCAAACCAUCCCUUUCUGCUGCCUCAGCAACUCCAGUUGGGAGAAGGGGCCGUCUGGCUGACCUUGCUGCAACUAUUUGCUCCUGGGAAGAUGAUGUAAAAAACUCAUCUGCAAAGCAAAACAGUGUACAAGAACAGCCUGGUACCACUUGUUUAUCCAAAUUUUCCUCUGCAAGUGGAGCAUCUGCUGGGAUCAAUAGCAGCAGUGUUAAGCAGGAAGCUACAUGCUGUUCCCAAAGGGAUGGUGAUGCCUCUUUGAAUAAAGCCUCAUCCUCAAGUGCUGUGGGUGCGUCUUUGAUUAAUGGUGCAAUUUCCAGCACAGUGAAAGCUACUUCUUCCCCAGUGAAAUCUUCUACUACAUCUGUCAUCGGUGCUAAAAAUUGUGAGGUACAAAAUCCUGAACUACUUCAAAAAACCCCUGUUAGUCCUCUGAAAACAGAGGCAUCAAAACCAAUUGAGAAGUCAACUGUGUCCCGGACAGUUCGACCCAAGGAAGAAUUAAAUAGAGAAGUCUGUCUGCAGUCUCAAUCUAAGGACAAGGCUACAACACCAGGAGGAACAGGAAUUAAGCCUUUCCUGGAACGCUUUGGGGAGCGUUGUCAAGAGCACAGCAAAGAAAGCCCAGCUCGUAGCACACCCCAUAGAACCCCCGUUAUUACUCCAAAUACAAAGGCCAUACAAGAAAGGCUAUUCAAGCAAAACGCAUCUUCAUCUACUACCCAUUUAGCACAACAGCUCAAGCAGGAGCGUCAGAAAGAACUAGCAUGUCUUCGUGGCCGAUUUGACAAGGGCAAUUUAUGGAGUGCAGAAAAAGGCGAAAACUCAAGAAGCAAACAACUAGAAACCAAACAGGAAAUCCCCUGCCAGAAUACUCCCCUCAAAAAAAGUCAAGUUAAUCCAAAUACCCCAUCACUUCCAGGAACAGAAAAGGUAACAGAAAAUCAGACACCCACAAAAACUUCUAGUACUGAACCUACAGGAUUUAGUGAAUGUGAAAUGAUGAAGUCUAGCCCAUUGAAAAUAACAUUGUUUUUAGAAGAGGAAAAGUCCUUAAAAGUAACAUCAGACCCAAAGGUUGAACAGCAGACUGAAGUGGUACGUGAAAUUGAAAUGAGUGUGGAUGAUGAUGAUGAUAUCAAUAGUUCAAAAGUAAUUAAUGACAUCUUUAGUGAUGUCUUAGAGGAAGGUGAACUAGAUGUGGAAAAGAGCCAGGAGGAGAUGGAUCAAGCAGAUGCUGACAGCAGCGAAGAACAGGAAGAUGCCCUGAACAUCUCCUCAAUGUCUUUGCUUGCUCCAUUAGCACAGACAGUUGGUGUGGUAAGUCCAGAGAGUUUAGUUUCUUCGCCAAGAUUGGAAUUGAAAGACACCAGCGUAAGUGAUGAAAGUCCAAAGCCAGGAAAAUUCCAGAGAACCCGGGUCCCUCGAGCUGAGUCUGGUGAUAGCAUUGGUUCUGAAGAUCGUGAUCUUCCUUACAGCAUUGAUGCAUAUCGAUCUCAAAGAGUCAAAGAAAUAGACCGUCCUUCAAUAAAGCAGGUGAUUGUUCGGAAGGAAGAUGUUACUUCAAAACUGGAUGAAAAAAAGAAUGGCUUUCCUUGUCAAGUUAACAUCAAACAGAAAAUGCAAGAACUCAAUAAUGAAAUAAAUUUGCAACAGACAGUGAUCUAUCAAGCUAGCCAGGCUCUUAACUGUUGUGUUGAUGAAGAGCAUGGAAAAGGUUCUUUAGAAGAAGCUGAAGCAGAAAGACUUCUUCUAAUUGCAACUGAGAAGAGAACACUUUUGAUUGAUGAGUUGAAUAAAUUGAAGAAUGAAGGGCCUCAGAGGAAGAAUAAGGCUAGUCCCACAUCCCAAAGUGAAUUUGUCCCUUCUAAAGGAUCAAUUACUUUGUCAGAAAUCCGCUUGCCUCUAAAAGCAGAUUUUGUCUGCAGUACAAUUCAGAAACCAGAUGCUGCAAAUUAUUAUUUCUUAAUUAUACUAAAAGCAGGAGCUGAAAACAUGGUAGCCACACCAUUAGCAAGUACUUCAAAUUCUCUUAAUGGGGAUGCUCUAACAUUCAGUACUACAUUUACUCUACAAGAUGUGUCCAAUGACUUUGAAAUAAAUAUUGAAGUUUAUAGCCUGGUACAAAAGAAAGAUCCCUCAGGCCCUGAUAAGAAGAAAAAAGCAUACAAGUCAAAGGCUAUUACUCCUAAGCGACUUCUCACAUCUAUAACCACAAAAAGCACCCUUCCUUCUUCAGUUAUGGCCAGUCUUAAUGCUGUGCGUACCAGCAGCUUUGCCCUUGUUGGAUCUUACACACUGUCAUUAUCCUCAGUAGGAAACACUAAAUUUGCUCUGGACAAGAUAAAUUAUGAUCUAAAAGAGCGAGAGCUACUGGGCUAUAUGUUCCAGGAAAAGGUACCCUUUCUAUCUCCUUUGGAAGGUCAUAUAUAUUUAAAAAUAAAGUGUCAAGUGAAUUCAAGUGUUGAAGAAAGAGGUUUUCUAACCAUAUUUGAAGAUGUUAGUGGUUUUGGUGCCUGGCAUCGGAGGUGGUGUGUUCUUUCUGGAAACUGUAUCUCUUAUUGGACUUACCCAGAUGAUGAGAAACGGAAGAAUCCCAUAGGAAGACUAAAUUUGGCCAAUUGUACCAGUCGUCAGAUAGAACCAGCCAACAGAGAAUUUUGUGCAAGACGCAACACUUUUGAACUCAUUACUGUCCGACCACAAAGAGAAGAUGACCGAGAGACUCUGGUCAGCCAAUGCAGGGACACACUGUGUGUCACCAAGAACUGGCUCUCUGCAGAUACCAAGGAGGAGCGGGAUCUCUGGAUGCAAAAACUCAAUCAAGUUCUUGUUGAUAUUCGCCUCUGGCAACCUGAUGCUUGCUAUAAACCUAUUGGAAAGCCUUAAACUAUGGGACAUUUCCAUGUUAUAUAGAGGUUUUCUGACCUAUGUCAUAAAUGUAUCUUAAGAGCAUCAGAUUUGCUGAUUGCAUUUUAUGCUUUAAGUAUGAAAGGGUAUGUGCCAAUAUUCAUUCACUACAUAUUAUACAGUAUUUAUAUCUUUUGUAUGUAAAACAUCACCUGAUUUCUCUUGUUAUUCAUAAAUGACUGGAAGAAAAAAUUUAUUAUAGUUGAUUUUGCUAAAUUUAAAAAGUUUCAUUUACCUAUAAAUCUAAUUACUCAAUUAUUCAUGGUAAAAAUUUUCUUAGAGUAAGAAAUUCUGAGUUGCCCUCUUGGAGCCGUGGGUCUCAAAGUAGGAAAGAUCUUUCAGGGCUGGAGACAAAAAUUUGACUUGAUCGUCUUUUCUCUAGCCUCAGUACUUUUUUCUGAAGGUUGUGGUCAUUUAUGGAUCCUAAUAUAUCUUGUUACUAGAUACUGAGAAAAAAUUCCAAGGGACUUUGGAGAAACAUGUCUAGUAACGGAGAUAAGAACUUUUUCAAAAUAGCAAAUGUAUGUUAGUUUAAAGCUUAAGGCUGCCUUCAAAUAAGAGAUGUGGACAAUGGGGGUUAUUGUAUGAGAUUUGGGGGUUAAAUGUUUUAUUUAGAAGACUUAAUAAUCACAUGGUUUACAUUUACUCAGUUACUAUAGAUGCUGUGUGGUGCACAUUUUCAUGGAAUACAGGCUUUUAAAAACAACGAUUUUUGCUAUAUUGCUUACAGACUCCUCAAAUAAUACUUGGUAAAUUAGUUUUUCCUGCUCUUAUAACAAGAACAAAUGUAAAUUAAAGAAUCUUUAUAUAAGAAAAGUAAACUUUACCAAGCUGCUAUGGACUAAUACUUUGCUUGCCAAAGUUCUUGUCUUUUUUUUUUUUUUCACAUCCAUGUAGGACAGUGUUUAGGAACUCAUUAGGAAAAUCAUCUGAAAAACUGUUAAGUCAUGUAUUACCUUUAAAAGCCUAAUGCCUUUUUUUAAUUAUAAAAUAUUGUAAAGCAUGGUCUCAAGUUUAAGUACACUUUGAAUUUUUUCUUUGAAUUGUUAAAGUUAUUGAUGGUUUCAUUUAUAAACACUAAAUUCUGUCACUUCCUGUCAUUUUAUCUUUUAUUCAUUCAAAUAUGUUUUUUCUUAUGUGUAUUAUAAAAAAUAUAUUUUAUGAUCUCCUACCUAAAUAAAUACUUGCAAAUGGC